AGCCGCUGCUCGGGGCCACCGCGGGCACGGGAGGGCACGGCGGGCACCAGGAUGCGCGGGCUGGUGGCGCUGCUGGCGGCGCUGAGCUGCGCGGCCCCGGCGGGGCGGGCGGCGGCUCCAGGGGGCGGCCUCAGCUCCAACGCCAUCAAGGGACCCCCCCCGGGGGGGGCCGAGGCCAGCGCCGCCCCCGCACCCCCCUUCGACGGCAGCAACAAGGCACCGCCGGCCGCCACCCGGCAGCCUUUCCCGUGCGCCGAGGACGAGGACUGCGGCCCCGAGGAGUUCUGCGGGGGGGCGGCCCGCGGCGGGGGGGCCCCGCUGUGCCUCUCCUGCCGGAGGCGCCGCAAGCGCUGCCUGCGCGAUGCCAUGUGCUGCCCCGGCAUGACCUGCAGCAACGGUCUCUGCACCCCGCCGGAGCCUCCCCACGGAGCCGCCGAGCUGGAGGAGCCCGGCACUGAGGCUCUGCCCCGACGGACACCCGCUCCCGCCUGGAUCCCCACGGCCAAAGGCGAGGAGGGCGACCUGUGCCUGCGCUCGUCGGACUGCGCGGCCGGGCUGUGCUGCGCCCGCCACUUCUGGUCCAAGAUGUGCAAGCCGGUGCUGCGGGAGGGGCAGGUGUGUACCCGGCACCGGCGGAAAGGCUCCCACGGGCUGGAGAUCUUCCAGCGCUGCCACUGUGCCGAGGGCCUGGCGUGCCGCCUGCAGCGGGAGCUCGGCCCCGGGGACGCGUCCCGCCUGCACACCUGCCAGCGGCACUGAGACGGACACACGGACAGACACACGGACACCGGCGCGCGGCCCGGCCCCGCCGGGACAGACUCCGGCCCCGCCGGAGGGAAGGUUGUUUCUCAAGGGAACUACUUUAAAGCGACUUUCUUGCAGUACGUUACUGUGUUGUGAAUACUGAGCUGGCACUUACGCUGUACAUAACGCCGGGACUGGUCGGUUUUUCCCCCCCCUCGCGCUCUCCGAGGGACUGGGACUUUGUACACACUGGGUUUUUAAUCCCGGCUCAAAGGGAUGCCACCGUCUGUUUGCGAGCCAAUAAAUUCCUCUUCCAAACCAGCCUGAGCUGCCUCUGCCUCCCUGUCCCGCGUGUGGAGCCCUCCCGUGCCACGGGAGGGGGGGAAAUGCCCGUUUUGGGGGCAUUUUGGAUGGGGGGGUGAGGGGGCCCAUCAGAGCACCCCGUGGGAAAGGCUGAUUGGUGUCACUAUCGAUUCAGCUGCUUUUUAGGCAUUAUUUAGGCCAGUGAUCCCCUCUGGCCACCAGAGCAAGGAUGGGCACUGUGGCCAGGGGUCCAGGGAGGGCAGGUGUCAGCAAAACACCCUCCUGCCCGAUUUUGGAGA
Molecule: messenger RNA, 1346 nt
Organism: Pseudopipra pipra
Lineage: Eukaryota; Metazoa; Chordata; Aves; Passeriformes; Pipridae
Gene: DKK1
Product: dickkopf WNT signaling pathway inhibitor 1
Exons: 4
Coding region: 52-759 (235 amino acids)
Biological process (GO): multicellular organism development; negative regulation of canonical Wnt signaling pathway
Cellular component (GO): extracellular region
Molecular function (GO): receptor antagonist activity; co-receptor binding
Source: RefSeq, a predicted model, not a curated record